Molecule: messenger RNA, 1448 nt
Organism: Thalassophryne amazonica
Lineage: Eukaryota; Metazoa; Chordata; Actinopteri; Batrachoidiformes; Batrachoididae
Product: zinc finger protein 664-like
Exons: 3
Coding region: 30-1448 (472 amino acids)
Cellular component (GO): nucleus
Source: RefSeq, a predicted model, not a curated record
GUCCUUCCAGCUCUUUUUCUUUCUGUUGUAUGGAGUGUGCCUUAUCCAUGGGAGUCACGGGCUUUCUUUGUUUAUCAUUGCAGAAAUUGAGUCGCACAAAGGAGGAGAAUCCUCAACCCUGUCCGCAGAAUGAGGAAGCUUUUUCAUUUCCACCAUUGACAGAAAACUCAAACAGCUGUGACCCAUAUGGAGAAAGUUUCAAGCAUUCACCAACUCUAAAACCACACCAGCCUAGGCACACUGAAAAGAAGCUAUACCACUGUGACGAAUGUGGGAAAGCUUUCACCCAGUCAUUUAGCCUAAAACGACAUAAACUCACCCACAGUGGAGAAAAACAACACACCUGUAACCAUUGUGAAAAAGCAUUCUUCAGCUUAUCAAAUCUAAAAGAGCACCAGCUUACACACAGCGGAGAAAAACCAUACAGCUGUGAUGAGUGCGGCAAAGCUUUCAGUAAGUCAUUUAGCCUAAAACGCCAUAAACUCACCCACAGUGAAGAAAAACCAUACUCUUGUGACCAGUGUGAGAAAGCUUUCAUCAAUUCAUCAAACUUAAAAGUACACCAACUCACCCACAGUGGAGAAAAACCAUACACUUGUGACCAGUGUGGGAAAGCUUUCAUCAAUACCUCCAACUUAAAAGUGCACCAACUCUACCACAGUGGAGAAAAACCAUACACCUGCACCCAGUGUGGGAAUGCUUUCCGCCAGUUUUCACAUCUAAAAAGACACCAGCUCAUCCACAGGGGAGAAAACCUUUACCUCAGAGAAGAACGUGAGGAACAAUUCACUAAGACUUCAUAUCUAGAAAGACACGGAGAUGAAUUAUACACCUGUGACCAAAGUGGACCGUCUCACCUACAACAGCACGAGUUUACAGACAACGAGGAAAAACCAUACAUCUGUGGCCAGUGUGGGAAAGCUUUCAUCAGUUCAUCAAGCCUGAAGGUUCACCAACUUUACCACAGUGGGGAAUGUGAGGAAGAAAUCAGUGAGUCUUCCUAUCUAGAAAGACACCAACCUGAGUGCAGUGGAGAUGAAUUAUACACCUGUGACCAGAGUGAGAGUGCUUUCAGAGGACCAUCCCAUCUACAACAGCACGAGUUUACCGAAAGCGAAGAGAAACCAUACAUCUGUGACCAGUGUGGGAAAGCUUUCAGGUGGUUGUUUAACCUAAAACGACACAAACUCGUCCACAGUGGAGAAAAACCAUACUCCUGCGACCAGUGUGAGAAGACUUUCCGUUUCCAUACCUCAUACAUGCGACAUAAAGCGUCCCACAUGAGUGGUAAUGGGAAACAUGAACGCUCUCAUAUUGGGAUCAAAAGGGGACGGGAAACGCUGGUCCACACUCCGAAACAGCAAGUGGCGGUAAUGGACGUAAACACUUUUCCAACCGCCAUCAAAGCGAAUGAAGAAGCAGCUAAAGACAAUCUGGUGUGGAGGUAA